GUCAGAGCGUCGUACGUCGCCUCUUACUCGAUGUGAAACUGCCAUUGAGACACAAUUCUUCCGUUGAAUACCCAGGCUGCUUUGCGCUGCUAUUUCUCGUCCUCGUUCAUCGCCAUCGUGGUCCGACGUGAAGUAGUGUGUGAGGUUGGUUUACCUCAUUGCGGUGUUACUUGCGCCUGUGAAUAGCUCUAAGUUUCGUUUCAAGCCGCACAAAUGAAGAUGGUGGAUAAGAUAGAGAUGAGUCUGGAUGACAUUAUUAAGCAAACUAAAGGCGCUCGAGCACGGGGCGGCGGCGGUGGUAGACGCGGCAGAGGCGCCGGCAGUUCCGCUCGUCGUGGAACACGCAGGACCCCGAGAACUGGCGGAGGUGUCAUGCGAGGACGUAAUCGCGGCGGUAUCACGCGCGCUUCUCUACCGUACACAAGAGGUGAUGUAAACAGCGCAUGGAAACAUGAUAUGUUUGAUGGAGUAAAAAAAGUUGGUCGUGGUGCAAUAGGCAAUGUAGGAACGACUAAACUGUUGGUAUCAAACCUUGAUUUUGGCGUGUCAGAUUCAGAUAUACAGGAAUUAUUCAGCGAGUUUGGACCUUUAAAGUCAGCAGCAGUACAUUAUGAUAGGUCAGGUCGAUCUCUAGGGUCAGCAGAUGUCAUAUUUGAGAGACGGGCUGAUGCUAUCAAAGCAAUGAAACAAUAUCAUGGAGUACCACUAGAUGGUCGUGAAAUGAAUAUACAGGUUGCUACAAGUGAGUUGCCAAUUACUUCUCUUCGCAGUGGCCCAAGACUUAGCGGUGCUAAUUACACACAGAGACCUCAGACUCGUUUUAGAGGAAAUCGUGGGGCAGGAUCUAUUAGAGGUCGUGGUAGUGGUCGUCGAGGAGGUCGAGGAAGUGCUCGGCAAGUGACGAAAACGCCUACUGCCGAAGAAUUAGAUGCAGAACUGGAAGCUUAUGUGAAGGAAGUAAAGUAACAAUACCAUAAAAUUCUUCAAUCUCAA
Harpegnathos saltator (Jerdon's jumping ant) is the source of this 993-nucleotide messenger RNA. RefSeq names its product RNA and export factor binding protein 1 (gene Ref1). The coding region runs from base 214 to 966 and encodes 250 amino acids. Gene Ontology annotation, molecular function: mRNA binding. NCBI's taxonomy places the organism in Eukaryota, Metazoa, Arthropoda, Insecta, Hymenoptera, Formicidae. Gene Ontology annotation, biological process: mRNA export from nucleus. The record is from RefSeq and is a predicted model, not a curated record. The transcript is spliced from 5 exons. Gene Ontology annotation, cellular component: nucleus.